AUGGUGCGAGAAAAUGCAAUAAUAAUGAUCGAUGAGUCCUCGCUUACUGGUGAGUCGGAUCAUAUCAAAAAGACUGUAGAAUCGGAUCCUGUGCUGCUUUCGGGUACUUAUGCAAUGGAAGGUUCUGGUAAAAUGAUAUUGACCGCUGUCGGUGUGAACUCUCAAACGGGUAUCAUUAUGACGCUUCUCGGUUCUGGCAAGCCAGGUAUUGGUGGGGCAGACGACAAUUCCACGUCAACUUCAUCGAGUUCGUCCAGCUCUUCGUCAAGCUCGAGCUCAUCGUCUCAUUCAACGAAUUCGAGUGACGAUGAUGACAGUCUCUCGGCGAAGUCCGUGCUGCAGUCAAAACUCUCCCAACUGGCGUUACAGAUCAUUUACUGCGGUGAGUGCACAGUUUAA
Molecule: messenger RNA, 399 nt
Organism: Cooperia oncophora
Lineage: Eukaryota; Metazoa; Nematoda; Chromadorea; Rhabditida; Trichostrongylidae
Source: the annotation of a GenBank genome assembly